This is a messenger RNA of Bipolaris sorokiniana ND90Pr, 2319 nucleotides long. RefSeq lists its product as uncharacterized. The record is from RefSeq and is a predicted model, not a curated record. Bases 1 to 2319 code for a protein of 772 amino acids. NCBI's taxonomy places the organism in Eukaryota, Fungi, Ascomycota, Dothideomycetes, Pleosporales, Pleosporaceae. The transcript has a single exon.
AUGUAUAUUCUUCAAACAACCACAGCUGUUCUGAUUGCAUUCCUUGCGAUUCUUGCAUACAAUGAAGUUAGGAAUCGUUUGGUGAGAAACUGGCCUAGGAGAAAAGACUUGGAAACACCACACAGUCCUAUAAGACCUGUUGCCAGCGAUAUCAAGCCAUUCAUUCCGGACCACAGUUUGAACAAGUCUCUUGAUUCCGUUGAACCGGAUGUCAUCGAUGAAGAUCUAGCAAGAUUCAAACAGCUCUACUACAAGCUACACAAUCUGGAGUAUUACCCCGAAAUUAUACCCGAGUGUCGCGAACUGCUUUUGGGCUUAUUCUCUUCAACGAUUGCCGACGCAAUCAAGGAACCAGACAACACUAUUCUAUCUGUCGAGCGCUUUUCACCGGACAGUCUGAAAGGCUUUCUUGCAGCAAAAGAUGUCGAUGUCACUAACCGGUGGGAGGAGUACCUCGCUCGGCGGCGGGGUGGAGAGCCGCGUGAGAUGUUCGGAGACAAAGAGGAGGCGAAAUGGUGGCUAAAACAAGCUGCCCCUGUCAAAUACGUGGAUGGUGCCUGGCUUGGACACAUUAACAAGAUUAGCACACCGUUCAAGUACCGUCAGAUUACCAAGAACGCUUGGCAGGUUAUGUCUGAAGAACUGGGAGACGGGGAUGUUGCAAAGAACCAUGUCCAUGUCUACCGGGAGUUGAUGGAAGACAUUGAUGCCAGGCUACCUGAGGCCGAUUCGCAAAAUUUCAUUCAUCCCCGCCAUGGAUUGAACGAAGUGCGUUGCUGGAAAGCCGCCAUGGCCCAACUCACAAUAUCCCUCUUCCCACACGACUUUCUGCCCGAGGUCCUGGGGUUUAACAUGGCGUACGAGAGUCUACCUCUCCAUCUACUGAAGACCGUCAAGGAACUCCGUGAACUACGCCUGAACCCGUAUUAUUUCGAACUCCACAUAUCCAUUGAUAAUGCAGACUCGGGUCAUGCCGCCAUGGCCAUGGCUGCAGUGUCAAACUACAUAAACUUAGUAGCAGAAGACCAAGGCGAAGAAGCAGCUCACAUUGCUUGGAAACGUGUUCAAGCUGGAUACAUUCUUGCCGAGGGCUUACCUACGACACCCGAGAGUCCAUCACUCAAGUCAAAAGUCGAGGAACCGUUCCCCCGCACCGACACAGAAGCCCAAGUAGUUGCCAUCUAUGCAGCCAAAAGCUCCGUCGCCCACAAAAUUCACUGUAACAGCCGACUUAAAAUCGGCAGACGUUCCCUCGUAGAUUGGCUAGAACCAAACGCCUUCAAAAACCCAACAUGGCAGCGAGACUUCCUCCACGACCUCAGCAACUGCAAACCCUGGGUAAUCAAAGGCCACAGCACCCAAAGUCGGCUCAUCAAAGAACUGUCCUGGGAAGGCAAAAUGUUCGGCAGCUUCACCGAAAACGAAGUAGGCAUCGUCUCCGCCUGGAUCAACGAGCUCGCUUCCCCACCAGCCGCAGUCGCAACUUCGGACCUCGAUGCAGAAAAAAAAGCCUACUACUGGGACUUUACCGGCCAAAUCUCCGAACCCGAUGAUAACAAUGUCGACGUCGGCUUGCGUGCAGAGCGCCUGGACAUUCUUACCCACUACCCGGUUUUUCGCCCGCAGGAGCAUCUCACGGAUCUUGCUGCGCGCCUAUCGAGCGAUCUUGCAAUCGACUGCGUGCCGAAAUUUGAAUUUAGUAAAUUGCAUCUAGGCAGUCUGCUCCCGCUAUGGUUCGUGUCGCCGGCGCUGCUAGAAGGCCUACCGGCCGUGCCUGUUCGCGCUGCGAGCACGUUUGGAUCUGCUGUUGUUCGUAUUCUGCGGGCUCAAGCUGGGUUCAGCGCUGAAGGGGUGGGCGUAGCGGGCAUGGAUGAGGUGCACCGAACCGAUGAUGGCGAGGCGGUUGGCAUCGUGGAGCUUGGCUUGGAGUUGUGCCGUAAUGCAGGCAUCCAGCAGCCGUGUGAUUUGCGCAAGGCAGUGUCGCUGGGCGAGCCCGAGUCAGCUGCUUUUGCGGAAUGGAUGAUUGCGACGAGUAUGCGGUGGCUCGUGCAUCGGGAUGCCCUUAUUGGUAUGACUUGGGCGUUUAUGGAACUACACGAGGCCUGGGCCCAGUGCAAAGGAGAAGUCACGUUGUUAUCUACCAGGAGCAUCGCGAUCUUGCAGGAGAUUGCGAUUAGAGAGAGGAAGAGUCUGCAAACAUGUAGGAGCGAGAUAUACCAGCAUAGUCAGCGUCGGGUGGAUUUUCUCAAGGGAGUUGCAAUUGGUCGGCAAGCUGUCGAGUCAUGUUUUACACAAGAGGAAGAAGUCACUCAAAGGUAG